Didymodactylos carnosus is the source of this 450-nucleotide messenger RNA. The record is from the annotation of a GenBank genome assembly. Lineage: Eukaryota; Metazoa; Rotifera; Eurotatoria; Philodinida; Philodinidae.
AUGAUAAAUGCGUACUACAAAUAUUGUAUGGAAAAAUGUGUUUUGCCUCAAAUAAAUAAUAAUUCUUCAGUUGAUUUAAGUGGAUCGAUCAAUGGUGUUGAUGAAGCUAAAGAAAAAUAUGAUUUAAUACUUGAAUUAUUAAGACAGAGAAGUCAAGAGCAACGUUUGACACAACACAAAACGCGAUUAGAAUCAGUAGUUCAAAGUAACAGUUCUGCUAAAUGUUACAACAUAAUGUUAAGUUAUGCUCCACAAGAUAAAAUUAUAUGUCAUCGGUUAGUGGAUCGUCUAACUACUGAAGGUUUUGCUGCAGCACUUGGACAGACCAAUGACUCAUUGUCACUAAUUGACGGAUCUGGCUGUGUUAUUAUUUAUGUUAGUCAACAUUAUUUUAAUACUGAAUUGUGCGAACAGGAGACGAAAGACAAGCCGCAGAGAUGUGCAUUUUAG